AUGUACUACCGACGCCCCAACAGUCCGUUGCCGUUGUGGAGGAUGAAGAAAGUUAUCGACUGCAUUGUCAUAGUCCUCUUUCACAUAUGCUGUGACGAGGACGGGCACCAGCGGCUUUUGGAGCGAUCAUAUGAUUCUCGCACCUCUACUUCACAGUUGUCCUUGCGCAGCUCUUUUUUUGGUAGAAGAGCAGCAAAACUCUUCGUGGCUGCUCAACAGACCUCCUCCUCCACCAAUGACACACUAAAUUCAACAACAACUCCAAUAAACCAGACCGCAUCAUCAACCCCAGCAGGAGCCUCCGGUAGUUUUUCCUCCUCCGAGCCGCAGUCUUGCGCAGUCACGAGCGUCUUUGACCAGGUGCUGUACAACGGUGAAGCCAUAUGCGAGUCGUGCACAAGAGCUCCCCCACGUCCCCAUCAUUUUUUUGUAGUUGGCAUGAGCAGGAGCAAUACAAAGAUCGCCACAACACGUAGAAGAACGCGCGUAUGAGAAGUUGAUGCUAUGAGCCGACUGUAGUAAGUAUCGUUCUGGUUUCUGGAAUUUGAUGUCACGCAAAGACAGUGGCAAGAGACUAGACACAACAGCUCAACAGCUGGAAGAUCUGGGAUUUUACAUCGCGAAUGUUGGGGGGAGGGAGAGUAAGUAGUUGUGCACUCUGAUAAGUCAUGUUCGAAAUUCUCCAGGGCACAAUCCGGUUUCCUCCGUUGAAAGCGCAGAGAGUCUACUAUGGAGUUCUCAAAUGUUACGUUCUCAACUGUUACAUGAAUUUGUAAUGCAAGACUGGCAAAAGUGAAAGGAGGGAGAUUGCGCCUUUUGCAUUACAAGUUUGGCGCAGAUUUAGAUGCUGUCUAGUCCUCCGGAAAUUUGUCAUGCGAAGCAGCUCGAUCAUCUGCCGGCUUAAAGUACUUUUGCGCGACAAAUUCAUGUAACAGUUGAGAAUGUAACGACUGAGAACUCCAUAUCUACAUUUCCGACUCGGACAGGGAGAAGAACAGUAUCGCCGAACAAACGGUUUUGCCCUACCGGAAUCCUUUGCGACAGCAAAAUAGACGUACUGCAACCCCUGGGGGUGUGCGCAGCGCCACGGUAGUUGAUGUCAUGGAGCCAACCGCCGCAUCUUCAUCCGGAGAAGAAGUGCUUUCAUCCUUGAACCCAGCACCGAACGACCGCGGUAGAACCUCAGCCGCGGAUGAUUUGGCACUGGGGUUUCUGAAC
This is a messenger RNA of Amoebophrya sp. A120, 1218 nucleotides long. The record is from the annotation of a GenBank genome assembly. NCBI's taxonomy places the organism in Eukaryota, Dinophyceae, Syndiniales, Amoebophryaceae.